AUGGACGCCGUGCUGGAGCAAAUUGUACGCAGCCAGGUAGAAACGUACAUGAUGAAUACUUCAAAGUCAACAGCAGGUAGUUAUUGUAAUGCAAACAACCCCGAUGACGGUUCUUCAAGUUCUUCGAGCACUACCUCAUCAUCCUCUUCGAAAAGUUACACACCUCGAAAGAUCAAAAAAGUACAAGUGAAAUGGGAGCGAUAUAAUCCAUCGAGAGAAGGAUACAAAAUAGUAAAACAGAAAGAUGGGGGUGGAUAUCGAUUCAUCAAGGUGAAAGUUGGAACACCAUUGAAUUUUGAAGAGCUUAAGUACAAAGCUUUGAAGUUGUAUUUUGACCAAAAUGACUGUAAUAGUUACAUGGAGGCAGAAUCAGAGUGCAUGAAGUCGUUAUGUGGUCCAAAUGGGGAAACAUUAGAUGAAGAUGAAGACCUUUGGGCAUACAUUGAAAGGAAAGGUCUAUUUUUAUCGAAGUGUUGGUUUGUUUUAUCAACUAAAUCUGUAGCAUAUGACCAUGAUAACGAGUAUGAAGAAGCUGGUCAGGAAACUUUUAAUAAACAAAAUGAUUACGUUGAAACUUUCACUGAGAACUUUUGCCAUGCAAUAACAGAACCAAAGGAAAUUAGCAGGCGACGUAUAUGUUCUGUUUGUCAUUGCAGCUAUAUCGGAAACCAAUGUAUUAUUUGCAUCCAAAAUAAUGAGUAUAGUGCUUCUUGUAUUGCAGAUAGCAACUUGAACUUGUUUGGCAAUUUAAGAAAGGCCAUCUUUAAAUCAAUUGAGAAAAAGAAGGAUUCAAACUUUAGCUGGAGCUUCAAUAGCUAUGGUGGGAACGAGCCUUCAAAUUUGAAUAAUGCAAGCGCAAGUUCUGAUGUUACAGACGUAGUACAGCACAUUGCUAAAAUACACCGCAUGACGAUAAAGAAAGAUUUGAUGGAUUUAUUUAUUACUAAACAGAUCAAUGUGACAGAUGACAUCCGAUAUAUAUGGAUUGAUCCUCGUGGCCAAGAAGAAAAUGGUGCAGGGUCAGGUGUUUCUCGGGAUAUUUAUUCUUCAUUCUGGAAUGAAGUAUACAAUGCAUACUUGUAUGGCGAGCAAGAAAGAGUGCCACAAGUUCGGCAUGAUUUGUACAAACAAGAGUGGCGUGCAAUUGGCAUGAUCAUUUUAAAGGGGUAUGUUGACACUGGUUACUUUUCAAUCAGUUUGAGUCGAGCAUUUUUAUGUUUUUGUUUGUUCGGAGAAGUUCCAGAAGAGCUGCUGAUAUCUUCAUUCCUGAAAUACUUGUCAUCAGAUGAAAGUCAGUUGGUGACAAAAGCCAUUGGUAAAAACGAAGGUGAGAAUGUUAUUCACAGUGAUGAAUUUGCUGAAAUUUUGGAACAAUUCAAAUGUAAAACUGUAGUAACAGAAUCAAAUGUGAAAACAGUUAUCAUUGAAUUAGCUCGCCAGGAACUUGUACAGAAAAGUCACAUUAUAGCCUCAUCUUGGGAAAUUGCCUUUUCAGAGCUUAAAAAGAAGCCAGAAUUUUCAUCCAUGGAGAAUAUUGUGAAGUUUUACGAAAGAUUGGAACCAACCACAAAAAAGGUUGUAGCCUUGUUCAAAAAUGUCCAUACGAGUAGCAGUGCUGAACAAGACUCAUUCAAUUAUUUAAAGCGGUAUGUGAGAGGUUUGGAAACCAUUAUGUUGAAAAAAUUCAGGAAGUUCAUAACAGGCUCAGAUAACAUGGUUGUUGAUACAGUAGAAAAAAUUUUCACGCGACCGGAAUCGAAUUUUAGUCGUAGACCAGUAGCCCACACAUGCACACCAAGCUUAGAACUUCCUUCAACUUAUAAUAAUUAUUGCGAACUCCGGUAAGAAUUCAGCAAUAUAUUGCAGUCAUCUGAAUGGGAGCUGGACAUCAUUUUAACUGAUUUUGGAUCCUUUUUUUUGUUUUGUUGUUAUGUUUGAACUGACAGACAAUAGAGUUUCCAGUAUUCUGUUUUUUUAACACUUUUUUAUACAAUUUUUAACAGGGUUUUUAGGUCCAAUAAAAAACUUUGUUUCGAUUUA
Hydractinia symbiolongicarpus is the source of this 2040-nucleotide messenger RNA. RefSeq lists its product as uncharacterized. The record is from RefSeq and is a predicted model, not a curated record. The coding region runs from base 1 to 1845 and encodes 614 amino acids. The transcript has 4 exons. Gene Ontology annotation, molecular function: ubiquitin-protein transferase activity. NCBI's taxonomy places the organism in Eukaryota, Metazoa, Cnidaria, Hydrozoa, Anthoathecata, Hydractiniidae.